AUGACUGAAGCAACCCUAACGAAUAAUAAUUGGAAACCUUCAAUUAUCCGCACACAAACAAUGCUGAAUAUCUACAGAAGUACGGGAAAUUUACUUGAGAAAUUUGUGGAAAACCCGUCGCCGGAUGAGUCAUCACACAGGACUAAAGCAAUUAUUGAUUUUCCACCCUCGCUUAAAUUUUUAGUUCAGUUCAGAACACUCUUCGCUUGCCGGCACAAAUGUUUCAAGUCGUACUUCACCUCAUAA
This is a messenger RNA of Clunio marinus, 246 nucleotides long. The record is from the annotation of a GenBank genome assembly. Lineage: Eukaryota; Metazoa; Arthropoda; Insecta; Diptera; Chironomidae.